AUGAAGAGAUCUUCGGGCCUUUACUUGGUCUGUCUGUAUGUCUUCGAUACUGAGGACGAAGUUGUUCGACUUGCCAACAAAACAAGCAUGGGCCUGACAUCAUACUUCUUCACAAGCGACGUGGAUAGGAUGUGGAGGCUACUGGAGAACCUCGAGGCUGGCAUGGUUGGCAUGAAUUCUGGUAAUUCUUCGUGUGCCGAAUCUCCCUUUGGGGGGGUCAAGGAGUCGGGGUAUGGUAAAGAAGCGGGAAAAGACGAGUCAAUAGAGGAGUACCUGAUCUCAAAGACGGGAACUCUGACACUGAAGCUGAAUGCGAACCUUUAG
Exophiala aquamarina CBS 119918 is the source of this 324-nucleotide messenger RNA. Its product is annotated as succinate-semialdehyde dehydrogenase. The transcript is spliced from 2 exons. Gene Ontology annotation, molecular function: succinate-semialdehyde dehydrogenase (NAD+) activity. Lineage: Eukaryota; Fungi; Ascomycota; Eurotiomycetes; Chaetothyriales; Herpotrichiellaceae. The record is from RefSeq and is a predicted model, not a curated record. The coding region runs from base 1 to 324 and encodes 107 amino acids.